UUUCCGGUUUCCGGCGAGAGGGCCAGAGUGAGUGUUUACACCGGCGGCUCUGCGGCCGGGUUCCUUCCGCGGGACGGGUGAGGGCGCUGGGCCCCGGGCUGCGGGGGGCCUCGACGUAUGUCCUUUUGUUAGAUGGUCCAACGGCAGCGGGAGAAAGAGAGAGCGCGAAAGAGAGAGGAUGUCUCUCUCAGACUGGCACCUGGCAGUGAAGCUGGCUGACCAACCACUUGCCCCAAAGUCCAUUCUUCGGUUGCCAGAGACAGAGCUGGGAGAAUAUUCGCUGGGAGGCUAUAGUAUUUCGUUUCUGAAGCAACUCAUUGCUGGAAAACUCCAGGAAUCUGUUCCAGACCCUGAGCUGAUUGAUCUGAUCUACUGUGGCCGGAAGCUUAAAGAUGACCAAACCCUUGACUUCUAUGGCAUUCAACCUGGGUCCACAGUCCAUGUUCUGCGCAAGUCCUGGCCCGAGCCUGAUCAGAAACCAGAACCUGUGGAUAAAGUAGCUGCCAUGAGGGAGUUCCGGGUGCUGCACACUGCCCUGCACAGCAGCUCUUCCUACAGAGAGGCGGUCUUUAAGAUGCUGAGCAAUAAGGAAUCUUUGGAUCAAAUCAUUGUGGCCACCCCAGGCCUCAGCAGUGACCCCAUUGCACUCGGGGUUCUUCAAGACAAGGACCUCUUCUCUGUCUUUGCUGAUCCCAACAUGCUUGAUACGUUGGUGCCUGCCCAUCCAGCCCUGGUCAAUGCUAUUGUGCUGGUUCUGCACUCGGUGGCGGGCAGCACCCCAUUGCCGGGGGCUGACUCCUCUUCCCGGAGCAUGCCCUCCAGCUCGUACCGAGACAUGCCAGGUGGCUUCCUGUUUGAAGGGCUCUCAGAUGAUGAGGAUGACUUUCACCCAAGCACCAGGUCUACGCCCUCUGGCAGCACACCCAGCUCCCGCCCAGCAUCCCUGGGAUACAGUGGAGCUGCUGGGCCCCGGCCCAUCACCCAAAGUGAGCUGGCCACCGCCCUGGCCCUGGCCAGCACUCCGGAGAGCAGCUCUCACACACCGACUCCUGGCACCCAGGGCCAUUCCUCAGGGACUUCACCAAUGUCCUCUGGCGUCCAGUCAGGGACACCCAUCACCAAUGAUCUCUUCAGCCAAGCCUUGCAACAUGCUCUGCAGGCCUCUGGGCAGCCCAGCCUCCAGAGCCAGUGGCAGCCCCAGCUGCAACAGCUACGUGACAUGGGCAUCCAGGAUGAUGAGCUGAGCCUGCGGGCCUUGCAGGCCACUGGGGGGGACAUCCAGGCAGCCCUGGAGCUCAUCUUUGCUGGAGGAGCCCCCUGAACUCCCAGCCCUGAGCAGGCUGCAAAGGCUGCUGCCCAUGGGAGGCACUCAUGAAGGUGCCACCAUCUCUCCUCUCCCCAAUACACCUACCUGAUAGUUAAUCCUCUC
Orycteropus afer afer is the source of this 1429-nucleotide messenger RNA. RefSeq names its product ubiquitin like 7 (gene UBL7). NCBI's taxonomy places the organism in Eukaryota, Metazoa, Chordata, Mammalia, Tubulidentata, Orycteropodidae. Gene Ontology annotation, biological process: ubiquitin-dependent protein catabolic process. Gene Ontology annotation, molecular function: polyubiquitin modification-dependent protein binding. Gene Ontology annotation, cellular component: cytosol. The record is from RefSeq and is a predicted model, not a curated record.